Molecule: messenger RNA, 14516 nt
Organism: Acinonyx jubatus (cheetah)
Lineage: Eukaryota; Metazoa; Chordata; Mammalia; Carnivora; Felidae
Gene: GABPB1
Product: GA binding protein transcription factor subunit beta 1
Exons: 2
Coding region: 6728-7762 (344 amino acids)
Biological process (GO): positive regulation of transcription by RNA polymerase II
Cellular component (GO): nucleus
Molecular function (GO): transcription cis-regulatory region binding; protein binding
Source: RefSeq, a predicted model, not a curated record
ACUCUCUUGGUAUAUGAAGUGUGUGUGUGCGAGUAAGAAUAUAUAUACUAAUUUGUUUAUGUUUCAAAAAGAAAAACUGAAAAGCCAAACCAGAAAUUAAUAAAAUGGUUACCUUGGGGUGGGGAAGAGGGAGGGAGAGGGAAUGAUGUGAAGGAAAUAGGAAUGGAAGUGAGAUUCCUGUUUAGUUUUGACUUUUGAAUUAUGUAAAUAUUUUACACAUUCAAAAAUUACAAUUAAAUGAAAAUAAAAACAAUCUCUAAAAUUGGGAACAAACUUAAAAAAAUGAACCUAUUGUAUAUCAAAAUAGUUCUUUAAAUACAUGGAGAAAAACACACUCAAGUGACUUUUGAGCUCUAUAUCAAAUGGCAUAUAUGCUAAGGACAAAAAGAACUGCAGAGAAAUCUUAAACCUCAUUCAUUUUAUUGCUAGUUGUAAUGUUGAUGUUUUUAUUCUGAUACCAUUGGAUACAUGUUUAGGUUAAAGCCAAUAAAUAAGAUUGUAUGCUUAUAUGUUAGAAGUCAAUAGAAAUACAAAAUCAAAGGAGCUAGGCAAAAAAGGAUAUUUAUAAUGUUGAACUUGAAUUAUAAAUGUCAGUAUGAAUUCAGGAUUUAAAAUAUGUAUAUUUAUUUUUAAAUUUUUUAAAAUGUUUAUUCAUUUUUGAGAGACACAGAGAGAUAGAGCAUGAAUGGGGGAGGGGCAGAGAGAGAGGGAGACACAGAAUCUGAAGGAGGAUCCAGGCUGUGAGUUGUCAGCACAGAGUCUGACAUGGGCUCGAACUCACCAACCAUGAGAUCAUGACCUGAGCCAGUCAGACGUUUAACUGACUGAGCCACCCAGGCACCCCAAAAUAUCCAUAUUUCUUAAUUCCAUCCAUAUAUAUAUUUCUUUCUUAGAUGUGUCCUCUGAAAGGAUUUUGAAAGUGUGUCACUUUCAUAGAUAAUAAGUACUUGUAUUACCUCAGUUUUGUUCUUUAAAUACUUUAUUGAAGAAAUGACUGGUUCCAGGACUGAGGCAGGAAACGUACAUAGUGAACCUAGGACAAUUUGUGCCAGAAGCAAGAAACCUUUCAAAGACACAAGAAAAGCCUACCUGAAGAGGCUCUUUUUGGCCAAAAUUGAGACAAUUUGAACAUAAAAAAGAAUAAGGAGAAUAAUUUGAAACAAUAUAUAAUAAAAAAAACAAAUGGAGAUGGCUAUUACCUAUUCUUUACUCUGAAGAUUGGUAAUUUAACAAUUGAAUUGUCUUUUUUGGUAGAAAUUUGCAUGGUGCCAAAGUAACACUCCACAGAAUACUAGUUGGUCUCAAAACAAUAAAACUUUACAGUGGAAGGAUCAGGCUUAUUACCAGCUUUGUUAUUAAUCUUGGCAUCACUAACAAUGAGCCAAAAAAUAUGUGCAUCCUGAUGUGAUUCAAUAUCAAAUAGACUGCAUCAACUGAAGUAUUUUUUUAAUGUUUAUUUAUUUAUUUUGAGAGAGAGAGAGAGCAGUGGAGGGGCAGAGAGGGAGAGAGAGGGAGAGAGAGAGAGAGAGAGAGAGAGAGAAUCUCAAGCACAUUCUGCACUGUCCACACAGAGCCUGACAUGGGGCUCGAUCCCACUAAUCAUGAGAUCGUGAACUCAGCUGAAAUCAAGAAUUGGAUGCUUGACCGGCUAAACCACCCAGGCACGCCUGAAGUAAUUUUGUAGAACAUUUAAAAUCUGAAUUUAGUCGGACUUUUCAGACUUUCAGUUUAUAAGUAAUAUGGGAGAUGAAAGAAAUUAAACACCACCUUAGAUGAAGCAAUCAGAAAAAUACAGAAUGUGAGAUAUAGAUGAACUGGCCAUUUAAUGUCAUAGGAGAGGAAAACAAGGGUAGCGGGGGGGGGGGGGGGGCGGGGAGGAGGAAACUGUCCGAGCAUAUAAUUAAUCUAGAGAUAUAACAACCAAAUGCAGUAUGUGCCAGCUGUAAAGUACAUUUUUUUUAGAAAGGAGUAGGAUGAAGCAAGAUGGCCAACUUUUAAUUUAGAAUGUGGGUGAUGGGCAUAUGGGUGUGUGUGUUUGUGUAUAUACACACAUAUAUUCAUUUAUAUGCAUACAUAUACACUUUUCUAUAUUUAAAAGAUUUUAUAAUAAAAACUUAAAAAUAUUUUCCUGUUUAUGGACACUUAGGUUGUUUGUAGUUUCUUUUUCUUCAAUUACAAAUAAUGUUUCUGUAAACGUUCCUAUACAUGCUUCCUUUCCUUGUGUACAUGUUAAGGAGAUAGGGUAACUUUCUAGUAGUGGAAUCCUGGAUCAGGGUAGACGUACCUUCAACUCUGCUAAAUAUUGAUAAUUUGUUCUUCAAAUGGUUGUAUUGAUGAGGUUUUUAGACAAGAGAAUUAUUAAAUGUAUGUCUUCCCUAUUAGGUGAUGAAUUCUUUGAGUAUAGGUACCAUGUAGAGACUCAUAUAGAAAUGUUUGAGUUGAACGAACUUGUAUUUUAGUGGGACUGCCUGGUAGCAGGAUGAGAAAUUAGGAUUAGGUCAGCUAAGAGGGUAUUGUGAUGUUUAAGGUAUGAGGCAGUGAGUGUGUAAGACUGGAGGUAGUAGAGAGGAAGGGAUGAAUAUUAGAAAUCUUGGAGAGAAAGGAUUGAAGUAUAUGUGCUUUUAUUGUCAGGUAGGAUAUUGAUGAUUCACUGUUGUGACUUCUAAUACCCAGUAGUUUGUUGGCUUCACUUUAUACUAAACAGAAAACCUAGAACUGACCUUGGACUGUUUUGACACAAAUCUGUCAAUUUGAGUUGCUGCCAAUAAAAAGAAUAUUCAAGCGAGUUCUAAUCUCAUUCAUUUGUAAGGAUUUUAGUUACAACAAGGCUGACAGGAAUUCAGCGAGCAUUUUAUUGAUUGUGGUAUUUCUUAGAAUUUGUGACACUGUCAGCCUUGUUUGCAUUUUUAAAGUCAAACGUUAUGACUCUUGGUUAUCUGAGGUAUUUCUGGAGUUUCUACUGUGUGCUAAAUGUUUAUUCAAUGAAUGUUUUUGAGCAUUUACCAUACUAUAGGCACAGUGACAACUUGUAGCCAAGUAAACAGGCACAUUUAGUGUGGUCUGAUAAAUGCUAUGAUAGAAACUUCAUAUGCUAGGAGAAAACAAAGAAGGACACUUCAGUUAAUUUUGGGGCAUCAGGAACGGCUUCUCUGAGGAGAUAAGCUGAACUCUGAAGGACAGGUAGGAAUAAAUAUGGCAAUAGUGGGUGUGGAGAAGAGAAGAUUCUUCCUGGCAGAGGGAAUAUUUUUUAUAGAUAUCCAACAGUGAGAAAAAGAACCAAGUACAACAUUUUUCCAGUAAUUCAGAAUUCAGUGUGAGAGGUAGUGAGUAGUGUAUAUGGGAUGGUGGCAACAGAUCCCAAAUGUGAAAGGCCUGGACUCUUAUGGCAGAGUUUGACAUUUUUGUUGUUGUUGUUGAGAGAGAGAGCACACGUGUGCGCACACAAGCUGGGGAGGUGCAGAGAGAAUCUCAAGCAGGCUCUGAGCUGUCGGCACAGAGCCUAAUGUGGACCUCGAUCUCACGAAUCAUGAGAUCAUGACCGGAGCCAAAACCGAGUCCAAUGCUUCCGACUGAACCACCUAGGUGCCCCAGAGAGUUUGACUUUAACUGAGUUAACUGAGGAAGAACGUGAUUUCAUUUAAGGAUGACUAAGAAGUUUGGUAUUAGAAUGGAGAAUAAAUUAGAGGAAGACAAGACUGAGGCAUAGACACUAAUUUAGAGGUGUCCUAGGAAAGAAAGGAUGGAGAUGAGCAAAGAUUGAGGCAGAGAGACAAGACUGUCAACAUAUAUUUAUUGAAGGCCUACUUUCUAGCAUUGGAAAGAGGUAGAAGAAUUUAAGAGACAUUUAGGAGGUAAAAGUGACAGGUCUUAAUGAUUGAUUGGAAUUGAAAUGGGUAGAAGAAAGGGGUCAAGGACGAUUCCAAAGUUUCUGAUCUACAAAACAAGCCACUACUUGGACAGAUUGACUUUUUUUUUUUUUUAAUUUUUUAAUGUUUUAUUUACUUUUGAGAGAGAGGGGGGGAGAGAGAGAAUGAGCGGGGGAGGGGCAGGGAGAGAAGGAGAAUCCAUGAAGCAGGCUCCAGGCUCUGAGCUGUCAGCACAGAGCCCAACAUGGGGCUCAAACCUGUGAACCACAAGAUCGUGACCGGGGCCGAAGUCAGAUACUUAACUGACUGAGCCACCUGGGCACCUCAGCUUGAUUUUUAAAGUACCUUGGAAUCUACAGGUGGAGGCAUCUAUCCAGUUGAACAUUUGAGUCUAGUGCUUGGACAGAGUCUAGGACUGAAGAUAGAUUUGGAAGUCAUCAGGUAAUCUUGGCUAAGAAAGAUAAACUUUCUAGAGGAGAGAAUGUAGAGAAUGAAAAAGAGGGCUGAAAAAUGACACACUGAGAAACUGCCAAUAUUUAAGGGGAAGAGAAAAGGGAUCCAGUUGAAAGACACAUAAGCUACCAUCCUUGCCUCUAAGCAUUUUAUAAUUUAAGUGAGACACAUAAACAUGAAUCAUUUGGUGACCAGUGCAAGUCAGAGUCUAAUUUGAUGCCAACUUUUAUUGUACCACCUCUUGUAUUUUAUGUGAAAUGAAGUUAAGUGUAUAAAGGAAGUGGUUAGUAUUUAGGCCAGGGAGUAGCAUUGGUAGUGCAUGCAUUCAGUGGGGACAUCUAGCCUGUGGUCACUAGAAGGACUCAGAUGAUGGCAUAUUGCAUAGUAUGUGUAUUGCCUGUGUUGUGAAUGUGGACUCUGGAGCCAUUCAGCCUUGGUUAUUCUCCACUAGCAGUAUGACCUUGGGCAUGUAACUUUCUAUGACUCAGUUUUCUCAGCAAUACAAUGAUGAUGAUGACAAUUCUGACUUGAAGGUAUUGUGAAAUUGAAUGAGUUAGUGUGUGUAAAUUCUUAGACUGUGUCUGGCACAAUCUCUCUUGUUUUCUCUCUCUAUAUGUACAUACACAUACAUGGAUGGCUGUGUUAUACUUUACUAUGUUACACCCACUAUAUGUGUAUAUGUAGUAUUAUAUACAUGUUAGGAAUUAUCAUCAUUUAAUAAAUGGCAUGUCUGAUGAGGGCUCAUGAUUUGGACAGGAUAGGUAGGCACCAGAGAAGAAAUGUUCCCUCUAUGAAACUUAAUGUGAACAUACAUGGUUUUUAAACAGGAUUUCACUGGUAAAGUGGGUGAAAAAACGGUAUGAGAAUCCCCUUUCCUUCUGAUUCCCAGUUGGAAGCAAAGAAUGCCCUUUUAAUAGCAGGCUUUAAAGAUGUUAAAGCCUUUGUGUGUUAUGUUAUCCCUGUGUGGUAGUGGGAUUUCCUCAGGUCAUAUUUUCUCAAGAAAAGUUAUUCUGGAAGGAAGUUUUUCAUCAGCUUUGUGAGUAUGAGUUCACUGGAUCCUUGGCUUUAACUUUGGGAAAAUCUACAUCUGGAAUCAAAGUUCUGGCUUUGGGGAUUGGGAACCUUGUGGAGCAGCAGUCAUUAUUUUAUACUGAUAGUGGGAGUGUAAAUUGGUAUAAUCUUUUGGUGAUAAUUUGGUAGUGUCUAUCACAAUUAAAAUGUGAAUGUAGGGGCACAUGGGUGGCUCAGUUGGUUACGCAUCCGAUUUCAGCUCAGGUCAUGAUCUCACAUUUCGUGAGUUUGAGCCCCGUGUGGGGCUCUGUGCUAACAGCUUGGGGCCUGGAGCCUGCUUUGGGUUCUGUGUCUCCCUUUCUCUCUGCCCCUUCCCCACUCAUGCUCUGUCUCUCUGUCUGUCUCUCUCUCAAAAAUAAAGAUUACAAUAAUUUUUUAAUGUGAUGUUAAAAAUGUAGCAAUUAUACUUCUUUUGUAAAAAAUUUUUUAAGGAUUAUUUUUUUAUUUUAGAGAGAGAGAGAGAGCAUGAGUGGGGGAGAGGGGCAGAGGGAGAGAAAGAGAAAGAGCGAGAAUCCCAAGCAGGCUCCAUGCUCUGCACUCAGCAAGGUGCCUGAUGUGGGGCCCAAUCCUGUAACUGUGAGAUCUUGACCUGAGCUGAAACCGAGAGUUGGACACUCAACCAACUGAGCCACCCACGCGGCCCUAGCAAAAUUAUGCUUUCUAGAGUAGUUUUCAUAAAAGUGCUAACCCAAGUGUAUGGGUUUGUUACAGCACUAUUUGUAAAGAUGAAAAAUGAAAAUUGAUUGAAUAAUUAAUGUAUUCAUAUUCCGUAUAUUUGUUUCUUAUUUCUGUACUGUAAUAGUUUCCUAUUUCCUGUAACAAAUUACCAUAAACUUAGUGCCUUAAAAUGACACAAAUUUAUUAUUUUACAGUUAUGGAGGUCUGAAGACUCAGAAUUAAGAUUUUAGCAGGGUUGUGUUCCUUCUGGAGGCUCCAGGGGAGAAUCUGUUUUCUUUCCUUUUCUAGUUUUUAAAGACUGCCUGCAUUUCUUGGCUGGUGCAGCACCCCCCUCCCACCAUCUUCAAGGCUAGCAGCUAUAGCAGCUUCAAAUCUCUGUCUCUCUUCUCUCUGUUCUCUGCAACCUUCUCUUUGAUCCUGACCCUCCAACCUUCCUCGUAUAAGGACUCUUCUGAUUGCAUUAGGCCCAUCUAGAUAAUCCAGGAUCUUCCUAUAUCAAGAUCUUUAUUGACAUUUUGACAAUAUUUAUUCUUCCAAUCCAUGAGCAGGGAAUGUCUUUCCAUUUCUUUAUAUCUUCUUCAAUUACCUUCAUAAGCUUUCUAUAGUUUUCAGCAUACAGAUCUUUUACAUCUUUGGUUAGAUUUAUUCCUAGGUAUUUUAUGCUUCUUGGUGCAAUUGUGAAUGGGAUCAGUUUCUUUAUUUGUCUUUCUGUUGCUUCAUUGUUAGUGUAUAAGAAUGCAACUGAUUUCUGUACAUUGAUUUUGUAUUCUGCAACUUUGCUGAAUUCAUGUAUCAGUUCUAGCAGACUUUUGGUGCAGUCUAUCGGAUUUUCCAUGUAUAAUAUCAUGUCAUCUGCAAAAAGCGAAAGCUUGACUUCAUCUUUGCCAAUUUUGAUGCCUUUGAUUUCCUUUUGUUGUCUGAUUGCUGAUGCUAGAACUUCCAACACUAUGUUAAACAACAGCAAAGCUAUCUACACAUUCAAUGCAAUCCCAAUUAAAAUUGCACUAGCAUUCUUCUCGAAACUAGAACAAGCAAUCCUAAAAUUCAUAUGGAACCACAAAAGACCCCGAAUAGCCAAAGUAAUUUUGAAGAAGAAGACCAAAGCAGGAGGCAUCACAAUCCCAGACUUUAGCCUCUACUACAAAGCUGUUAUCAUCAAGACAGCAUGGUAUUGGCACAAAAACAGACACAUAGACCAAUGGAAUAGAAUAGAAACCCCAGAACUAGACCCACAAACGUAUGGCCAACUAAUCUUUGACAAAGCAGGAAAGAACAUCCAAUGGAAAAAAGACAAUCUCUUUAACAAAUGGUGCUGGGAGAACUGGACAGCAACAUGCAGAAGGUUGAAACUAGACCACUUUCUCACACCAUUCACAAAAAUAAAUUCAAAAUGGAUAAAGGACCUGAAUGUGAGACAGGAAACCAUCAAAACCCUAGAGGAGAAAGCAGGAAAAGACCUCUCUGACCUCAGCCAUAGCAAUCUCUUACUCGGCACAUCCCCAAAGGCAAGGGAAUUAAAAGCAAAAAUGAAUUACUGGGACCUUAUGAAUACAAAAAGCUUCUGCACAGCAAAGGAAACAACCAACAAAACUAAAAGGCAACCAACGGAAUGGGAAAAGAUAUUUGCAAAUGACAUAUCGGACAAAGGGCUAGUAUCCAAAAUCUAUACAGAGCUCACCAAACUCCACACCUGAAAAACAAAUAACCCAGUGAAGAAAUGGGCAGAAAACAUGAAUAGACCCUUCUCUAAAGAAGACAUCCGGAUGGCCAACAGGCACAUGAAAAGAUGUUCAACGUCGCUCCUUAUCAGGGAAAUACAAAUCAAAACCACACUCAGAUAUCACCUCACGCCAGUCAGAGUGGCCAAAAUGAACAAAUCAGGAGACUAUAGGUGCUGGAGAGGAUGUGGAGAAAGGGGAACCCUCUUGCACUGUUGGUGGGAAUGCAAAUUGGUGCAGCCGCUCUGGAAAGCAGUGUGGAGGUUCCUCAGAAAAUUAAAAAUAGACCUACCCUAUGACCCAGCAAUAGCACUGCUAGGAAUUUAUCCAAGGGAUACAGGAGUACUGAUGCAUAGAGGCACUUGUACCCCAAUGUUUAUAGCAGCACUCUCAACAAUAGCCAAAUUAUGGAAAGAGCCUAAAUGUCCAUCAACUGAUGAAUGGAUAAAGAAAUUGUGGUUUAUAUACACAAUGGAAUACUACGUGGCAAUGAGAAAGAAUGAAAUAUGGCCUUUUGUAGCAACGUGGAUGGAACUGGAAAGUGUUAUGCUAAGUGAAAUAAGGCAUACAGAGAAACACAGAUACCAUAUGGUUUCACUCUUAUGUGGAUCUUGAGAAACUUAACAGAAACCCAUGGGGGAGGGGAAGGAAAAAAAAAAAAAAGAGGUUAGAGUGGGAGAGAGCCAAAGCAUAAGAGACUGUUAAAAACUGAGAACAAACUGAGGGUUGAUGGGGGGUGGGAGGGAGGGGAGGGUGGGUGAUGGGUAUUGAGGAGGGCACCUUUUGGGAUGAGCACUGGGUGUUGUAUGGAAACCAAUUUGACAAUAAAUUUCAUAUAUUGAAAAUAAAUAAAUGUCUGGCCAACUCUAAAAAAAAAAAAAAAUCUUUAAUCAUACCCGGAAAGUUUUUUGCCAUGUAAGCUAACAGCUAACAUUCACAGAUUCUGGGAAUUAAGAUCUAGACAUCUUUGUGGGGAGCAUUAUUCAGCCUACCACACUUCGUAAAACUGUGCAGCCAGUAAAAAGAAUGUUUUUAUCUGUGUGCACUUAGAUGUCACUGAUAAAACAAGAGGAUCCCUGUUAAGUGGAAAGAAGCAAGUUGCAAAACCAUAUAGUAUGAUCCCUUUUUAUGUUUUUUGUUUGUUUAAAAAGAAGUCUUGUGCCUGUGUGUGUUCCUGUAGGCAUAGAAAAGAUCUGGAAGGCUACACACUAAACAUUUAAAUUGUUGUAACUUCUGGGGAAUAAGACCACAGGGAAGUGUGGGGAUGACUUUGAAUUUGAAUGUUAGAUUUUUAAUAUACAGUGAAAAUGUAUUUAUUACAAUUUUAUUUUUAUGAAAGUAUACAUGUACAUAGUUGAAAAAGUAAAAAAUACAAGGUUUUAUAGUGAAAACAAAAAACCACACACUAACAGAAAACAAUAACCCUGAGUCCCUUGUGUUAUUCCUUCUCACCCCAGAACCCUCUUUCCCAGAGGUAUCCAUUGUUUCUUUUCGCUUUUUCCCCCUAGUAUUUCCCUCCAUAUUUCUAAAUAACAAGCUUAUGCUAUUAAUUGAUUUUUCUGUUUUAGGUAUCUUUGACUUCCUACUUAUGAAGAUGAAGCUUUGGCUAUCUUAAACCAAACCACCUCUAAGCAUAUUUUUCCUCACUCUUCAUCUUCUUAAUAGAAGUGCACCAAAAAUUUUCCUGGAUUAGUGUUCAAUGGUUAUUAUAAUCCUGGAACUACCAUUUUUUACUAACCCAUGCCAUAUUGGGAUUACAUUUUCUUUCUUCUAUAGGUUUUUGUUUUCUUCCCUCUGAAAAACAAAUUGUGUAGUUUUUUCUUUUGCCUUACUUUUCUUGUAUCCGUCAUUAACCCAUCUCAAAUUCCCCACAGGAAAUCUCAUUCUUUUCCUGGCAGUCUUACUAGCUUAUCUUUUCCUUGAAGACCUUCUUCUGGAACCUCUGUCCUCUGGCUCCAGUCUGGAUUUACUUUCCAGGUCUCUGGUCCAGCACAUCUUGGGGUCUCCUUUACCAUUAUCUUGAGGAUCCUCUUCACCCUAUUUAUGUUAGAUCCCUUAUUUCCUUGAUUCUUGUUUCUGGUUUACUCCUGGUCUUGGAGGACUACGUCUUCUAGUGGCUUUCUGAAAUAAGGGUCUGUGGGAGAUGAUUUUUCUUUAGACAUUUUAUGUUUGAAAGUGUCAUUUUAUUUUUAAGUUAAAAAAAAAGUAAAAAAAAAAAACUAUACAAAACGGGAAAGGGAGAAAAAUCCAAAUAUACCAGAGUUCAUAUGAUUAUUUUUCUUCACAGGAAUUGCACAGAGAAAGGGCACGUUCUUUUAUAUCCCAGCAGAUUCCCAGUGUUCUCUAAUUUAGAACGCAAGAGUUAAGAAAUACGGGUCUUCUCUUUAGACUAAAACUAGUGCUCUUUGGUAAAUCCUUUAACUUUUUGUUUGUCUCCUUUGCAAAAUGGAGACCAUGACUAUUGUGGUAAGGCUAUUUAGUUACCUGAGACAAUGUAGAUAAAGAUUUAGCAAGAUGCCAGGUGCUACUUUUAUUAUCAGUAUUAUUUUCUUAUGAGACUGUAGGGAACUAAAUUCUCAUGCCCAACGAUAUUUUCCUACAUAUAGUUAUACACAUGACUGUAAUUACUUAAUUUUACUUAGAGUCACAUUUUACAUGCUUUAACUGUUGCAUAUUAUUUAUAAGUAAUAGUCUUAAAUGACUAUAGUACUGUGUUAAAAGGUGUCUUUAUUUUUUAGACAUACAUACUGAAAUAUUACAGAUAAAAUGGUAUGAUGUCUGACAUUUGCUCCAAAAUAAUAUGUGUGCGUGGGAAAUAGGCUGGCCAUAAAUUGAUAAUAUUGAAGCUAGUUGAUGGCUAUUCAUUUUACUAUUGUGUCUAUUCUUGUAUUUGCUCAAAAUUUCCCAUAAUAAAAAGUAAAAAAAAUAAACGCUUGCAAUAUUCCAUUAUGAUCUAUCUUAAUUUCUUUAACUAUUGAUUGUAGUAAGGCAUUCCAGUUUUUAUCUAUUUUAAAUAACAUUACUAUUAAUAUAUUUAUGUUUCAGAUAGUUUCCUUGUGUUAGGUUCAUGAGUGGGAUUAUUUGGUCAAAGAGUAUGAUCAUUUUCAUACACAGUACUAAAUUGCUUGGAUGAAAAACUUUAGAAAAAUUUUAUUGGAUUUAUAAUUGUUUUCAUUGGGCAUAGGUGUGAUAUUGUAAAUUUACUCUGAAGUUUUUAAUUAGGCAGUCAAGGUUUAUUAUUUAGUAUAUUGUGAUGGGAUUAUAUUUUCUAAGUGCUUUCAUAUUCUUUUUUAAUGCUAGUAACAGUUCACAUGGAGCUAGUACUUUACAGUUUCAUAGAGUUUUCGCAUCCAGUAGAUGUUUUAAUCCUCAAAAUAUCUCUAUAAGCUAUGAAUUACAGAAAUUUAAAACAAAAUAGACUUUAAGCUUUAACAAUGGAGAGUUAGUAAUUCUUAUUACCACUAGAUGGCUCUCUCAGCAUGUAGUUUUGAGGAAAAAGUAACUAGUUUGUAGACAUUUUGAAGUUCUUUUAUAGAUCUUAUUAAAAUUCAAAUUAUUAAAGUUAAAAAAAAUAAUGGUUUGUAUUAUAUUGUGAUCAACUUUUUCAGAAGUAGUAAAAAAAAACUAAGGAUGGAAUUUAUUGCAGUGGGUUUUUAGAUUACGUUUCUUUUUGAGAGGAAAGGGGUAUUAACCUGGAUGGCAUUCAGGACCAUACAUACAGUGUAUUUUCAGUAAGUAUAUUUAACAUUAAUUAAAAUUUACUGAAUUGAAUUAUGCUUCUUUAUUUGCUUGGGGGAAAGUUGUUUGCCAUACCAAAAAAGCAACAUUUGUUGCUAGGUCCUUAAAUGAUUUUAUGUAAAUUUAACACUCUAUCUGUGGGGACUUAAUAGAUAAAUAAUGAACAAAGUAAAUUGAGGGGGCUCUCUGGAGCUAUGGCCCCUCAGUCAGUUUGUUGUCUUAAUGUAUUUGAGAUCCUCUGAAGGUUAGAAUUACUCUGUGAUGUGUGUGGUUCCCCUCAGGUGAGAAUCAGAAAUGAAAUUGCUACAUUUUGGUAUUGUCAUUGUUUUAAGUUUUACUAAUUGUCUACAAAAAAAUUAAGAGUGCCUUUGAGUUUGGUCUUACUUGAUCUCCUAUGUAUUUUCUUCCAAUUAUUUUCCAAUCUUAUUUAGAUCCAUUGCUGUCUUUCUAUAAAAAAAUGUUUUGUAUUGUCCCUUUUGCUAACUUGAAGUGAAAAUUAUGGUUAAUAUUACAUAUCUACAUAAUUUCAAAAGGUCAUUAUAAUACCUUAUUAUAAUGAAGAAAUGGGGGGAAAGCAAUUUAUAAUAAAAUUUAUAUUUCAGUAUGUAAAUACUCAGGCAGACUACUCUAGAUGAGACAAGAAGUUGUCAAAUGCUUGCCCCAUAGAGUCAUUUGUAGAGUCACUAUGAAUGAUAGCUGUGAAAGCUGAUUGAUAGUGUUUUAUAUUGGUGAUUCCAGAUAACCAAGUGGCAUUGACAUGGGUGAUGUGAUUUUCCAAAAUAGUGAACAAUUAUUAGUAAAGUUCUGAACAAAACAGAUUUAUUGUAUGGUUGCCUUCUGAGAAAUUUGGGAUACAUUAACAACCAUGGAAAAAUACAUUUUGUUUACAUAUUAAGUUCUAGUCUUAGAUGUAUUCAUUGGAGCCUUUGGAAGCCACCCAGAACAUGUGACAAUUCUUUGCCAUACUGAAUUGUUUCCUGCAUUGCUAGACUUCUAAUAUCCCUGACACUUGCCCAUUAAAUGGUAGUAGAGCUUUCACCUUACUGUGUCCUGCAUCAGUCCCUAAAAUGCCUUCACAUAUAUCCAAAGGGCCCUCUAGGUGGCAGUGCUGCUACCAUUUUGAGACCUAAUGGUUUUAGAGUAUCCAGCUACAUAUAUCUAUUAUAUGGCUAUGUUGCUCAUGGAAUUUUAUUUUAUUUUAUUAAAAAAUUUUUAACGUUUCUUUAUUUCUGAAAGAGAGAAAGAGAGAGAGAAUGCGAGUGGGGGAGAGCAGCAGAGCAAGGGAGACACAGAAUCUGAAGCAGGCUCCAGGCAUCGAGAUGUUAGCACAGAGCCAGAUGUGAGGCUUGAACUUACGAACUGUGAGAUCAUGACCUGAACCAAAGUCGGGGGCUUAACCAAUUGAGACACCCAGGUGCCCCAGUCGUGGGAUCUUAAAACUACAAUAACUUAAGUAUCCUGAGUCCUUAAAUAUGUCAUGUUUUGAAUAACUAAGACAACUACAGAAUUAUUAAUUAUGGGAGAAGUUGAUUCAUUCAAACGCAUCACUGUUUCAUUGUAAUUCUUGUAAGCAGAUCAGUAAGUUUACUACUUUAAGUACCCAAUACCAGCAUUUUUAUUUUUUCCACUUUUCCUGUUUAGUAAGUCAGUAGUAUAUAACUUUCUUUAAUGUCAGCAUUUAGUUAGUUGAUAGUCAUACAAUGUAAUUUGUCCCUUAAAGAAAUCUUUUUAUUUUUUUUAAUGUUUAUUUAUUUUGAGAGAGAGAACACCAUGCAUGUGUGAGUAGAGGAGGAGGAGGAAAGAGGGAGGGAGGGAGAGAGAGAGAGAAAGAAAGAGAGAGAGAAUCCCAGGCAGGUUCUGUGCUGUCAGUGCAGAGCCUGAUGCUGGGCUGGAUCUCAUGAACCCAUGAGAUCAUGACCUGAGCCAAAAUCAAGAGUCUGAUGCUCAACUGACUGAGUCACUGAGGCACCACAAAAAACCCACUUUUGACUUAGGAAGAUAAUAUAGUAACAUUAUAGAAACUUUGUAAAAUGAAAGCAAAAUUUCCCGUAAGCUUAUCACUGACAUAUUUUCCCGUGUUUUGUUCUCUGUGUGUAUAUUUUGACAUUCAAAAAUUAGUUUUGUAUCUUUUAACUUAAUGUGGCAUAACUUUUUAAUGUUAUUAUGUAACUUCCAACUAUAUUUUAAGCUACUGCAUAUUCUCAGAUUCCACAAUUUUCCUACUUUGUUCACAUGAUAAAAAUGUAAUAAUAUGUAUGUAGAUCUAUUUGUAUGUAUGUGUAUUGAUAGAUCUGUUUCAGUAUAUUAUUUUUUCUCAGAAGUAGGAUCAUUUAUUAAGUCAUUAAACUUGAACAUUUUGGUAACUUUUAUGUAUUGCCAAAUUGACAUUAUAAAAAAGCUGAUCCAGGAGCACCUGGGUGGCUAGGUCAAUUAAAUGUCUGACUUUGGCUCAGGUCAUGAUCUCGCAGUUCAAGAGUUCAAGCCCCACAUUGGGCUCUGUGCUGACAGCUCAGAGCCUGGAGCCUGCUUUGGAUUGUGUGUCUCCUUCUCUCUCUGCCCCUCCCCCUCUUGCGCUCUGUCUCUGUCUCUCAAAAAUAAAUAAACAUUAAAAAAAAUUUUAAAUCUGACCCCUUUAUACUGCUAUCAACAUGUAUGUCACUAUAUAUGGAAGUGUGAGUCUCAACUCAUUCUUGACUGCAUCAGAAAUUACUUUUAUUUACAUUUAUUUGACUUAUGACACUGAACAUUUUUUAUGCUUAUGAAUUAUUUGUUUUCUCUUUUGGAAAAUAUAUGGUCAUGUCCUUUGAUUGUUGUUGGGUUCAUGGUGUUUUUUUUUCCCCUUUUCAUUUUGAAUCAGACCAAAAUUUUGCAUAAUUAAAACAUUGAUGUUUCUUACAUUCAUUUUUAUGGCAAACUUUCCUUUGCUGUCUUUUAUUUUAUUUUAUUUUAUUUUAUUUUAUUUUAUUUUAUUUUAUUUUAUUUUAUUUAUUUU